CUACAUCUGUUUUCUCAAGCUUACUGCUAUGACAGCGUCUUCGCUAAUGAAGAACUAAGGCUGGACACUUUUAAGGACUGGCCCCAUAAAUCACCUGGAGCAGUUGAGGCUAUGGUCAGAGCAGGUCUAUUCUACACAGGCAAAAGUGACACUGUCCGGUGUUUUUCCUGUGGAGGAUGUAUGUGGAAAUGGGAGGAAGGUGACGACCCCUUAGAAGAUCACGCUAAGUUUUUUCCCAACUGUGUCUUUCUUCAAACCCUGAAGUCCUCUGCAGAAGUAACUCCAGCCCUUCAAAGCCACUGUGCGCUUCCAGAAACCAUGGUAAUGGACACCCCGCCUUCCCUGCUGGACACCACAGGUGGAAGCAAUCAUGAGGAUCCAGUGACAGUUCUCUCUACUGUAGCUGAUGUUGCUCCAAGUGAAGCCCAGGGAUGUGAAUGUCCAUCCAGCGGUGCCUGUGUCCUCUCCACAGACCUGGCUCAGAGUGAAGCCCAGUGGCUUCAAGAGGCAAAGAGUCUGAGUGAGCAGCUGAGAGCAGCCUACACCAAAGCCACUUUCCGCCACAUGAAUUUGCCAGAAGUGUGUUCCAGCCUAGGCACUGACCACUUGCUUGGUUGUGACCUGUCCAUCGUCUCAAAGCACAUCAGCAGGCCAGUGCAAGAGGCCUUGACGCUUCCUGAGGUCUUCACCAAUCUCAACUCUGUCAUGUGUGUGGAGGGGGAAACUGGCAGUGGGAAGACAACCUUCCUGAAGAAAACAGCCUUUCUCUGGGCAUCAGGAUGCUGUCCCGUGCUGAACAGGUUCCAGCUGGUCUUCUACAUCUCCCUUAGUUCCAGCAGACCAGACCAGGGUCUGGCCAGCAUCAUCAGUGCCCAGCUCCUCGAGGCAGGAGGAAGCAUUAGUGAAGUGUGCCUGAGCAGCAGCAUCCAGCACUUAAAGCACCAGGUGCUCUUCCUGUUGGAUGACUACAGUGGGAUGGACUCACUGCCCCAAGCCAUAGAAACACUGAUUACAAAAAACUACUUGUCACAGACCUGCUUACUGAUCGCUGUCCAUACCAACAGGGCCAGGGCCAUCCGCCCAUACCUAGAUACAAUUCUAGAGAUCAAAGAGUUUCCCUUCUACAAUACUAUCUCUGUAUUACGGAAGGUAUUCUCACACGAUAUAAUCUGUGUGCGAAGGUUUAUAAAUUACUUUGGAAAGAAUGAAGAUUUACAGGGAAUUCACAAAACCCCCCUCCUUGUGGCAGCAGUCUGUACUGACUGGUUUCAAAAUCCUUCUGACCAGUCCUUUCAUGAUGUGGCAGUUUUCAAGUCCUAUAUGAAAUACCUGUUCUUAAAGCACGAGGCUACACCUGGGCCUCUCAAGGCCACCAUGUCCUCAUGUGGCCAGCUGGCCUUGAGAGGGCUUUUCUCAUCUUGCUUUGAGUUCAGUAGUGAGGACCUCACAGAAGCAGGAGUUGAUGAAGAUGAAGAUCUGACCACCUGCUUGAUGAGCAAAUUCACUGCCCAGAGACUGAGACCAGUCUAUCGCUUCUUAAGUCCUUUGUUCCAAGAAUUUCUUGCUGCCAUGAGGCUGACUGAACUCCUGGGUUCAGAAAGAGAGGAAGACCAAGAUCUGGGUUUUGAAUAUUUGAGACAAGUUAACUCACCCUUGAAGGCUCUGAGUGUCUACAACAAUUUUUUGAAGUAUGUCUCCAGCCACCCUUCAUCAAAGGCAGGGCCAAAAAUUGUUUCUCACUUGCUUCAGUUGGUGAGUGAUAAAGAGUCUCUGGAGAACAUGUCUGAAAAUGAGGAUUAUGGGAAGAUCCAUCCAGAAACUUCCCAGAGGAUGCACCUUAUUAGGGGGUUGUGGCAGCUUUCUCCUGAAGCAUUCUCUUUAUUUAUUUCAGAAAAUUUAUUGAAUAUUGCUCUAAAGUUUGCUUAUGAAAGCAAUGCAGUUUCUGUGUGUUCUCCAUUUAUCUUGCAGUUCCUUCGAGGAAGAACACUGGCUCUGAAUGUAUUGAAUUUACAGUACUUUGGGGACCAUCCAGAAAGCCUUCUAUUAUUGAAGAGUAUUGAGGUCUCCAUAAGUGGAAAUAACAGUGUACAGAGAAUAGAUUUUUCAUCCAUGGAAAAAUGUUUUGAGAAGGUCCAGCCACCAACUAUAGAUGAGGACUAUACAUCUGCCUUUCAAUCCAUUAAUGAAUGUGAGAAAAAUUUAGCUGAAAAAGAGGAUAUAAUAAAGAACUAUGUGGAUAUCAAACACCAGGCACCACCAAAUAUCAGUGCUGGGUACUGGAAACUGUCACCCAAGCAGUACAAGAUCCCUAGGCUGGAAGUUGGAGUGACCAACAUGGGUCCAGCAGACCAAGCACUGCUCCGGGUCCUCAUGGAAGUCUUCUCGGCAUCGCAGGAUAUCGAACUCCAUUUGAUGCACAGCAGCGGCUUUCUUGAAAGCAUCCGGCCUGCUCUGGAGCUGAACAAGACCUCUGUCACCAAGUGCUCCCUGUGCAGACUGAGGCUCAGUGCAGAGGAGCAGCAGCUGCUUCUUGCCCUGCCUGCCCUGAGGUCUCUUGAGGUCUCAGGGACAAACCAGUUGCCAGAUCAACUCUUCCCUAACUUGGACAAGUUCCCGAGCCUGAGAGAACUGUCUGUGAGACUAGAUGGUUCACCAGAUGUGCUGUCCGUCAUCCCUGGAGACCUCCCAAACCUCCACCACAUGGAGAAGUUAUCCAUCCAAACUUCCACAGAGUCUGACCUCUCCAAACUGGUUAAAUUGAUUCAGAACUCUCCAAAUCUUCAUGUUUUCCACCUGAAAUGUGAUUUCUUUUCGAAUUGUGAGUCUCUCAUGACUGUGCUUGCUUCCUGCAAGAAACUCAGAGAGAUUGAGUUUUCUGGACGAUGCUUUGAAACCAGGCCAUUUGUCACUAUUUUGCCAAAUUUUGUUUCACUGAAGAUAUUGAAUCUCAAACGUCAACAAAUUCCAGAUAAAGAAACAUCAGAAAAGUUUGCACAGGCUCUGGGUUCUCUCAGGAACCUCGAGGAACUGCUCCUUCCCACUGGGGACGGGAUUCAGCAAGUGGCCAAACUGAUUGUCCAGCAGUGUCUGCAGCUUCCGUGUCUCCGAGUUCUUGCCUUUGUAGAGACAUUAGAUGAUGACAGUGUGAUGGAAAUUGCCAAGGGAGCAACCAGCGGAGGUUUCCAGAAACUUGAGAACUUAGAUAUUUCAAUGAAUCACAAGAUCACAGAGGAAGGGUACAGAAGUUUCUUUCAAGCCCUGGACAACCUGCCAAACUUGCAAAACCUAGAUGUUUCCAGGCAUCUCCCAGAAUGCAUCCAAGCUCAGGCCACCACUGUCAAGGCUCUGAGUCAGUGUGUGUCCCGACUGCCCAGCCUCACCAGGCUCGGGAUUCUCAGUUGGCUCCUGGAUGAAGAGGACGUGAAAGUGGUCAAUGCUGUGAAGGAAAGGCACCCUCAGUCCAAAUGCCUGAUUAUUCACUGGAGGUGGGUAGUGCCCUUCUCUCCUGUCCUUCAAAAGUGAAGGAUACAGCUGAAUAUUACUGUCAGGUCUAAAAACCCAAUUUUCUAAUACAGUUCACUCUAGACAAGCAUGGUGUAAUCCCAGUACUUAAGAGACUGAGACAGGAGGAUCAAGAGGUUGAGUCCAGACUGGGUUACAUCACAAGACCUUAGUUCAGAACCAAAUCGUUCACUAUUACGUAUACAAGAAUAUUCCAAAACUAUCAGGCUGGUAACUGAAAUCCUGCAUGCCAUCACUGAACUUAUGAGCUAUGAGUCCUUCUGUGGUCCUCCUUUGACAGGGGAUGUCCUUCUGUAUGUAUGUUUCUCUCACUGGUUGAUGAAUGAAGCACUGUUUGGCCAAUAGAGGCAGGGGAUGGGCAGGACUAGGAGAAGAGGGGAAUUCUGUAAAGGAUAGGCAGAGAGAGAUCACCAGAGGAGACACCAUGGAGUGGAAGAAGGACCCUUCUCUGACAAGAUAAGACCACAUGGAAAUACUUACUGGAGAAGGGUCUGAAUCAGGCGGGACAAGAAAAGUGCCAGCAACACUCCUGUCUGUUGAAAGCCUGCAUGCCCACACUGAGCUAUGAUGAAAGUCCUUGUAUAAGGUCUCCCUCCUGUAUAAAGACUAGAGCUUCACUGAAGUUCAUACCGAGAACCUUCCAUUGCCAAGAUCAACAGGAAGUGGCAGGGGAAGGACCAUUGAUCUGUGUAAAAACCAUAACAUGGAAGGAGUGUUUGAUGGAGGUAAGAAAUGGCCAGUUUAUCUGGGUGGUGGUGGCACAUGCCUUUGAUCCCAGUACUCGGGAGGCAGAGACAGGUGGAUCUCUGUGAGUUCGAGGCCAGCCUGGUCUAUGGAGUUAGUUCCAGGACAGGUUCCCAUGCUACACAGGGAAACCCUGAGUCAGGCCCAUCCAUGAUAAAGCAGGAACUGACUUUACCACAGGAUGCAGAUGACUCUUUCCAGGGCUUUUGUGCAUUCACCAGCUUUGGUAUGGCCAUGCUUGCUUACACUGUCUCUCAUCCAUUGCCAACGUGAGGAAGACAUUGGGCUUAGAGAAAACUGCUUUUGUUCCAGAGGCUUCUGGGAGCUACAUAUAUUAUAAUAGCUUUAUAAUUUUUUGAGAA
Messenger RNA from Cricetulus griseus (Chinese hamster), 4628 nucleotides. The record is from RefSeq and is a predicted model, not a curated record. NCBI's taxonomy places the organism in Eukaryota, Metazoa, Chordata, Mammalia, Rodentia, Cricetidae.